This is a messenger RNA of Protobothrops mucrosquamatus (brown spotted pit viper), 1126 nucleotides long. RefSeq names its product negative elongation factor C/D-like. Gene Ontology annotation, biological process: negative regulation of transcription elongation by RNA polymerase II. The transcript has 4 exons. Lineage: Eukaryota; Metazoa; Chordata; Lepidosauria; Squamata; Viperidae. Gene Ontology annotation, molecular function: RNA binding. The record is from RefSeq and is a predicted model, not a curated record. The annotation marks the transcript as partial. Gene Ontology annotation, cellular component: nucleus; NELF complex.
AUCAGCACCUGCCACCAACUGCUCCAUCCUCUAGUUUUGCAGCUUCUGGUCAAACUUUUUGAGACUGAGCACUCUCAGCUUGAUGUCAUGGAACAGCUGGAACUUAAGAAGACUCUUCUGGACAGAAUGGUUCACUUGUUGAGCCGUGGCUACGUCCUCCCAGUGGUCAGCUAUAUCCGGAAAUGCCUGGAGAAGUUGGACACGGAUAUAUCUCUGAUCAGAUAUUUUGUGACCGAGGUACUGGAUGUGAUUGCUCCUCCCUACACCUCUGACUUCGUGCAGCUUUUUCUUCCAAUUCUGGAAAAUGACAGCAUUGCAGGAACAAUUAAGACAGAAGGUGAACAUGACCCGGUGACAGAGUUCAUAGCUCACUGCAAAUCGAAUUUCAUCAUGGUCAGCUGAAUUAGGAGAGGAACUCCGCAUCCAGAAGACACUGGUGACCAGGCCUCUUUCGUGCUGCAUAAAGAAAUUCAAAUGGUUUGCUGAUAGGUUUCAAGUUAAGUAGGAACUUACACUGGUCAGUUUUACUUGUGUAGAAAGCAAUUACUGGCACAGGUUGUCACUACUUCAAACCUUGGUCCUCUUGAAGAACUGAAAAGAUGGUUGCUUGCUCCAAAUAUAUGACCUAGUGAAGUAUGACAGCAGUGAUGUUCUUAAGAAAUUCAUUGUGUAGUGUAUGACUGGUUACUUCUAGUAGGUAGAGCUGACACCGUCUUACGAAUUCUCUCCACUCUGGCUGUGUUCCAGUCAGUUUUGUAGACUGGAAAAGCAGUGCAUUAGUCUCUCACACUUGCUCUCAUUCUUGACAAUCUUAUAAACAUCUGGUGAAAAUAUUUAUCAGAUAUGCCCCAUCUGAAAACACCUGUUCGCAAACUUUCUCCAAUCAGGGCACCCUCACAUAUGUUGGGUCUCCCAAUCCUAUCCUUUGAUGGACCUCAGUCUCGAUAAACCUCCUUACAAUGUCUUUUUAACAUUGUAGCUUGUAAAUCAACCACCAUGGAUGAUUGUUGAGAAACAGACCUAUGCUUAGCAUCUGUUGCAUUCCAGUUCUGAAUUCUUUUUAAAAAAAGAAAAUCAUUUGUGCAUCACAAAUGUUUGUUUGUGAACCCUAGCAAAGAAACACAGG